GUAGCUAAGGCAAGGUCGAACUCUACGGUGAACGGCCCCGGUGACAAAAGCGACUCGUUGGCGCGCCGCGAUCCCACGUCGUGAGCAUCCCGCCCUCGGGAGUGUUUAAUCACCGAUAGACGCGCACUUAUGCCGUCGGUGAAGAAGCGGUCUGAUGGUAAACGGCCGCCCACCCCUCCCGUGCGUGUGCCGCUCGCUCGCGCUACACGCGCUACCCGGUUCUCCUCGUCUCGUAGCCCGGAUCGUGCCAAGGCAAAGGCAACGACCAGUUCGGAUGUCGUUCAUCUCUCCCUCUCUCUCUCUCCCUCUCUCCCCCUCUGCCCGCCACCUUCCGGAGAAGCACCCCGCGCGAUCGAGACCGGUAAAGUUCGUUUCCGGGCCUAGAGGUGAGGCCAAGGUGAGUCUAGGUGCAGAAGAGCGCGAGAUUUUGCUGACGUUGCAACCGCUCAUUGGGCAACCCGCGCGCUCUAGCGCUUUGAGAAGGGGACCGCCCUCGAUCCCGCUUGAAAUAUACGACGUAAACCAAGCUCUACACGAAAUAAUAAUAAAAAAAAGUUGCGUCGGGACGAUUGCAGCCCUCCCCCCCGCGAUCUGGCUCUUUUCCCCCCUUCGCCCCAUUCUUGAGAACUAAAGCACCUGCUACUGCAUCUCUCGGAGAGAAAACCCGUAGCAGGCAACUACUCCCUCCCGACACAUUAGCUGCAUUACGUAUAUCUGCCAUCAUGACAACUUGGACUGUUUUUCGCAUCCUUGGCAUCCGGGGCGUCGGCUGGGUUCGGACGCACACCGUUUCGGCAGGGGGGGGCAUGCGACGGAGGAGG
Colletotrichum navitas is the source of this 821-nucleotide messenger RNA. RefSeq lists its product as uncharacterized. Lineage: Eukaryota; Fungi; Ascomycota; Sordariomycetes; Glomerellales; Glomerellaceae. The record is from RefSeq and is a predicted model, not a curated record. The transcript is spliced from 2 exons. The coding region runs from base 155 to 631 and encodes 158 amino acids.